AUGGCUUUCCGGAGGACUAUUGCCGCUAUUGCGGCCCUGUCAUCCAUUGUCGUUCCUUCUGCUGCGUUGGAUGUGGAUUUGAAGACUAAUCUCGCCAUCUACUGGGGUCAAGGUCCUAAUCAACAACGUCUGAGCCACUUCUGUCAAGAAACAUCUCUGGAUAUCAUCAACCUUGGCUUCAUCAACAUCUUCCCCAACGCCGUCGGUGACUGGCCAGGCUCUAACUUUGGCAACCAAUGUGAUGGCAAUGUCUACCCUAAUUCGGAACUUCUCAGAGGCUGCCACCAGAUCUGGGAGGAUAUCCCGGUCUGUAAGGAGAUGGGCAAGACUAUCAUGCUGUCCAUUGGUGGUGAGACUGCCUGGGAGUAUCUGAGCAGUGAAUUGCAAGCAGUCUGGUUUGCCGACUUCUUGUGGUACUCGUUCGGUCCUCAGAAUGAGGCCUACACCGACGCCUAUCCUCGUCCAUUCCUGACCAACUCUGUGGAUGGUUUCGACUUUGAUAUUGAGCACGAUGGCGGCGCUUUCUACGCUGUCAUGAUCAACCGUCUGCGAUCCCACUUCUCCGAGUACCCUGACCAGACGUUCUACAUCUCGGGUGCUCCUCAGUGCCAGAUCCCCGAUACGCAGCUCAGCAAUGCCAUCUCCAACUCGUUCUUCGAUUUCAUCUGGGUGCAGUUUUACAACACCGCUGGAUGCUCUGCCCGUGACUUCGUCGAGGGCACUGGCAGCUUCAACUUUGGCAACUGGGUCGAUGUCAUCAAGGCCAGUAGCAACCCUAAGGCCAAGCUGUUCAUUGGUCUUCCUGCUGCUGAGGCUGCUGCUAAUGCGGGCUACUAUUUGACCCCCACGGAGGUGGCUCCUCUGGUUGAGACAUACAUGGAGCUGUACCCUAAGCACUUUGGUGGUAUCAUGCUGUGGGAGGCUACUUAUUCCGAGAAUAACCUCUCCCCCGAUGGCCUCACCUAUGCCGAGUCGAUGAAGGAGAUUCUCUACAGCUGCUCUCCUCCUCCCCCUGUUACCACCACCUCGACCACUCAAACUGUGACCCCGACUUCCAAGCCUAUUUCUACUCCUGUCCAUACUCCUUCCAGCUCGCCUGUCUUCUCGAGCUCCCCAGCUUCGUCUCCGGCUUCGUCCCCGGCUUCGUCCCCAGCUUCGUCCCCAGCUUCGUCCCCGGCUUCGUCCCCGGCUUCGUCUCCGGCUUCGUCCCCGGCUUCGUCUCCGGCUUCGUCCCCCGCCUCUUCCACUGUUGUCAUCCCGACCAGUACCCCUGCGGCUUCAAGCUCGGUCCAUGUGUCCUCAAGCUCCCCCGUUGCUUCCCAGUCGACUACUCCCUCGUCGUCCAGCCCAAUUGCACCCACUACUCCCGCGGUCCCAUCCAGCUCCAAGCCUGCGUCUUCCCGCCCUGCUUCUAGCCCUGCUUCUAGCCCUGCUUCUAGCCCUGCUUCUAGCCCUGCUUCUAGCCCUGCUUCUAGCCCUGCUUCUAGCCCUGCUUCUAGCCCUGUGACCAGCUCUCAGGCUUCCUCUUCUGUCAUUCCUACCAGCUCCAGUGUGCCGUCUAGCUCCCAGGUUGCUUCUUCCACUCCAGUGCACACUUCUAGCUCCAGCACUCCGGUCGUCUCGCCCUCAUCUACCCCGUGCAGCUCUGACAUUCCAUCCUCCUCUGCACCUGUCAACACUCCUAGCGGAACUCCGUCGAAGCCAUCUAGCACCCCCGUGGCUCCUACCCAAUCCUCUUCCUCUGUUGUCGUUGGAAGCUCCAGCUCCCCCGCCUCCAGCCAGCCAGCUGCUACUUCCAGUGUCCCUCUUGUCUCUCCUAGUGGACCGGUCUCCCAGACUUCAAGCACUCCCCUGAUCCCUACUCAGUCUUUGACUGCUUCUAACACUCCUCUGGCUCCUUCCAACGUCCCCGCCUCAAGCCAGCCAGCUUCCAGCUCCGUUCCCUCUGGAAUUGCCCCGGCCUCGAGCUCGACUGUACCAACUGAGACCUCCUCCUCGCAGAGUGUCGGUAGCACCAGCAUCGUCUCAAGCUCCUCGUCUGCUCCUGUCGGACCUACUCAUACGCCGGUCACCCAGUCUCCUGUGUCCAGCCCGUCGCGUGUCCCCAUCUCGAGCUCCGCUUCUUCGUCCCCUGUUGCUUCCUCCAGCCCCGUUUCUGUGUCCGAGACUGUGUCAGCCACUACCAGCACCCAAUCUGUUGAUCAGUCGAGCACUCCCAGUGUUGGUGCCACUGGUAGCUCCCAGACUACCAGCACCCCUGGAGCUACUGGAACUGAACUCCCUACCAUCACUUAUAUCAUCACUCCUACGCCUUCGGUCACACCUGCUCCCUCGUCUACCACGCAGCCUGAUGUCACCACGACGAUCAUUGUCACCUCGUACACUGAUAUCUGUCCCACUGGUUUCACCACCAUCACGACAACCAUCACGACCACUGUGUGCCCCGAAGCCUCUGCCACUGGCACUGCCAGCGUGACUGGUCCUCCUUCCGGUGUGGCCACCACCACUCCUUCUAUCCCCGAGGGCUGGACCACCACCGUGACCGUUUGCACUCACUGUGCUGCCACCCCGACCACUGUCACUCUCACCAAGCCCAUUGCCACCACCACGGCGCAGGCUACCCCCGAGCCUUCCAGCCCCGCUGGUGGCGAGACUUGGACUGAGACCUGGACUACCACUGUGACUUACUGCCCGCGCUGCGGUCCUAACGGCUCGACCGUCACCAUUCCUUAUACUCCCUCUGCUACCCCCACGGGUGCUUCGGGACAAGGUGAAGGCUCUGACUCCCCCAAGCCUACCAGCACCAGUACCGCCACUCUCGUCGUUGUCGGCCACUCUAAGUCCGUUGGAAAGGCGUCUAGCACUCCUUACCAGCCCAACUGGACCCCGACUUUCGCUGCCCACCCCACUGGUACCGCUUCCCAUGUCCAGUCCUCUCCCAGCGGCACUCAAGAGGGUGUCUCUCCGGUUUACACCGGUGCAGCCUCUCGGUCGGGAGUGACCAACUUCAUCGCCAUCUUCAUGACCGUCCUAGCGUCCUGCGUUUUCCUAAUCUGA
Molecule: messenger RNA, 3057 nt
Organism: Penicillium subrubescens
Lineage: Eukaryota; Fungi; Ascomycota; Eurotiomycetes; Eurotiales; Aspergillaceae
Gene: chiA1
Product: class III chitinase ChiA1
Exons: 3
Coding region: 1-3057 (1018 amino acids)
Biological process (GO): carbohydrate metabolic process
Cellular component (GO): extracellular region
Molecular function (GO): chitinase activity
Source: RefSeq, a predicted model, not a curated record